This is a messenger RNA of Durusdinium trenchii, 945 nucleotides long. Lineage: Eukaryota; Dinophyceae; Suessiales; Symbiodiniaceae. The record is from the annotation of a GenBank genome assembly.
AUGUGCCGGAAACGCAACCUCUGCGGAAUGCGGGUGAUGUCUUGGUUGGUCGGCUACUUGGAAAUGCCUUUGCCUGGCAAUAUCUUGCUGGAGGGCAUGCAGAAGAUGUAUGACCUCGUAGGAUUCGAUUGUUGGUCCGCUCACUGUGUCAAGACCGACGACAAGCGCAGCUUUGCACACGUGUCGCAGAAGACGGCCUUUGGUGUGACUGACGUCUACUUCCUGGCGGGCUACUACGGCCUCAUGGAGGUGCUGGUGGAUGAAAUCAAACGCUUGACCACCAACGGAUGCUUGGCGGAUGCUGGCGACUUUUUUGCGGAGACAGAGAGACAGAUGGGGGCGAUUUUUCACAGAGCAGGUGCAGACAUGCAGAUGGGAGACCUGAAUCUUCUACGUGCACAGACCAAGAAAGGCAAGAAGAUCAAGUGCGAAGUCAUCCUGAAAGCUGUGGGUGUGAUGCCGGACCCGGCGAUUGACAAGAUGUUGGGCCUCAAGGAGCUGGUCGGCCUGUGGGUCAAUGGCGAUCCCUUGCGUUCGGUUUGCUGCAAUGGCAUGUUUGUGGAGGCUCAGAAUUUCGGUUCUUUUGCGUCUGGUCCUCCCUUCGCUCAGCUUGCUCGGGUAACUCGAUGGUUCGUGGAUUACCCCACGGACUUUGAGACCAUCAGGGGCACCCUCCCGAAGUUGACCGGAAGUCCCGAGAAGCCAGCGUAUGUGCCGACGGCGACGCACAUGUUGCCCACCUUUAGCUGUUUCAACCUCAUCCCAAUGCUUGCGGCAGAGAUGGCCGUCUAUGGCGCGUUGAAGCACACCAAGCAGAUGGCGAGACAUCCUCCCAAGCAGUACAUCGCCGAAUGCCGAGCGGAAUGGGAGGCCUACAUCAGGCAAUGGAAGAAGGAUGGGAUGAUUGAUGACAGCAAGCCAGAACCGCCUCAGACUUGGAGAUGA